Messenger RNA from Ilyonectria robusta, 522 nucleotides. RefSeq lists its product as uncharacterized. NCBI's taxonomy places the organism in Eukaryota, Fungi, Ascomycota, Sordariomycetes, Hypocreales, Nectriaceae. Bases 1 to 522 code for a protein of 173 amino acids. The transcript has a single exon. The record is from RefSeq and is a predicted model, not a curated record.
AUGUCAGCAAUCAAUUUUGUCGAGCUUCAAUCCGACAAUUAUUCCAAAGACACUCUUUACACUCUUUACACUCUUUACACUCUUUACACUCUUUACACUCUUUACACUCUUUACACUCUUUACACUCUUUACACUCUUUACACUCUUUACACUCUUUACACUCUUUACACUCUUUACACUCUUUACACUCUUUACACUCUUUACACUCUUUACACUCUUUACACUCUUUACACUCUUUACACUCUUUACACUCUUUACACUCUUUACACUCUUUACACUCUUUACACUCUUUACACUCUUUACACUCUUUACACUCUUUACACUCUUUACACUCUUUACACUCUUUACACUCUUUACACUCUUUACACUCUUUACACUCUUUACACUCUUUACACUCUUUACACUCUUUACACUCUUUACACUCUUUACACUCUUUACACUCUUUACACUCUUUACACUCUUUACACUCUUUACACUCUUUACACUCUUUACAGGCGAAAGAAGGGGCUAGCGCUGCCGUGA